Molecule: messenger RNA, 1311 nt
Organism: Strongyloides ratti
Lineage: Eukaryota; Metazoa; Nematoda; Chromadorea; Rhabditida; Strongyloididae
Product: LETM1-like domain-containing protein
Exons: 2
Coding region: 1-1311 (436 amino acids)
Biological process (GO): intracellular monoatomic cation homeostasis
Cellular component (GO): mitochondrial inner membrane
Molecular function (GO): ribosome binding
Source: RefSeq, a predicted model, not a curated record
AUGUCAUUUACCAGGCAAGCUGUUUUUCUGAGUCGUGGACUUUAUGGAAAUUAUAAAUUUUUACUAACACCUUCAAAUAAAGUUUCCCAUUAUCAUAAUGUUUUUAUAAGACAUAUUUCAAAUGAAAAAAAAACGAAACUUGAAGAAACAUUACUUAUGUUAAAAGCUGACUUAGCUAAUAAACAAGAAGAAAAAAAUCAAAAAUCAUUAAAAGAAUUAACAGUAAAAAAAUCACUUGGAACAAAAAUUGUUGAUGAAUUAAAACAUUAUUAUCAUGGCUUCAGAUUGCUAGCCUUAGAAACACGGAUCUCCAUUCAUUAUUUGUGGAGGAUGGCAAAAGGAGAAAAAUUGUUAAGAAAAGAAAAACAACAACUUUCACGGACUGUUGCAGAUUUAUUUAGAUUAGUGCCUUUUUCAGUUUUUAUAAUUGUUCCAUUUAUGGAAUUAGCUUUACCUCUAUUUAUAAAACUUUUUCCUAAUAUGUUACCUAGUACAUUUCAAGAAGCUUCAAAAGAAAAAGAAAAAUUUAAACAACAGGCUGCUAUGCGUAGUGAAAUGGCUAAAUUUUUACAAACUACUUUGGAAGAAGUUGGAUUAGAAAGGAAGAAAAAAACUGAUGGAAAAGCUCCAGCAUCAUUGGAAUUUGCAAAUUUUAUAAAAACGGUGCGAGAAGGUGAUGGAUAUGUUAGUAAUGAGGAUAUCUUUAAAUUUUUAAAAUGUUUUGAAGAUGAGAUAACUUUAGAUAACCUAGAUAUCAAUCAAUUACGUGCACUUUGUCGUUUGUUAGGUAUUCAACCUAUUGGAACACCUGAAAUCUUACGUUUUCAAUUAAAAUUAAAAUUACGUGAAUUACAAUCUGAUGACAAAUUAAUUAUAGCAGAAGGUGGUGUUGAUGCUCUUAGUGAUAUUGAUGUUCAACAGGCUUGUCGUGCUAGAGGUAUGAGAGCAUUAGGAAUAAGUGAAAGAAGGCUUCGAAGACAGCUUAGUCAAUGGUUAGACUUGUCUUUAAAUAGUAAAAUUCCACCAACAAUGCUUUUACUUUCUAGAGCUUUAUAUUUUCCAGAACACAUGGAUUUUGCAAAACGAAUGAAAAUAUUACUAUCUGAAUUACCAAAAGAAGUGGCAGAUGAAAUGAGUCAAAAGUUGACAGAAAUUGAAGGAGGAAAAAUUGACUAUGGAGCAAGGUUACAGUUAAUAAAAACAUUGGAAGAAAAAAUAAAAGAUGAAAGAAUUUUUGAAGAAGAUGCAAAGAAAAAGCAACAAAUUGGUAAUUCUAAAAAAAAUAAAACUAAUGAUGAAUCAGGAGACUAA